CCAAGAGUGUGCCUUGCUUCUGUCAUUGCUUACUGCUGCUCUCGGUGCAGAGCCCCCAGCCAGCCCGAAGGAAGGACGAGGCAGGGAUGAGUCUGUGAGCAGGAGGCUGACGUGUUGGGGUCGGGCUGGGUUAACUGCUGGGACUCGAACUCUCCCGCUCUCUGUGCGGGGAGAGCUGCCGGAGCGAGCGGACGCAGAGCGCCGCGCAAGACGCCGGUUCCUUAUCCGCGGGACUGUGUUCUCGGGACUUGGUUCAGCUUCUACCACUCACUCCAACACACAGCGGCCAGUUAAUCUGCCAACCUGCACAUCCCAGGGAUGUGGGAAGGAUCUGGAUCACAUGAAGGAUAUCGUGUGGUGGAGACGUGUAAAGUCCACAUAGACACCACUGAAGGUCAGGAGCACUAGCAAAUUUCUGCAAAGUGACUGUGGAGAAUAUUCUGACUGGUUGCAUCACCAUUUGGUGUGGAGGCUCCAGUUCACAGGAUGGGGAAAAAGCUGCAGAGGGCUGUACACUUGGCCAGCUUCAUCACGGGUACUGACCUCCCCACCAUUGAGGACAACUUCAAAAGGCGAUGUCUCAAGAAGGUGGCAUCCAUUUUGAAGGACCAUCACCAUUCAAGAUAUGCCCUCCUCUCAUUACUACCAUCAGUGUGGAGGGACGAGAGUCUUGAAGUUCAGAAGACAAGUUCAACUAUCACCAUGAGUUCAGAACAUGAAACCACCAUCUCCGAGACGAUCAUGAACGGGCUUCCCGCAAACCGGCAGCAGCUCGAUCCAGCAGUGGAGAGCUGGCUUUCCGGGCUGGCUGUCUCCACCAUCAGAGUUCACUCCACACCGAGGCUGAGCGCGUAUCCCGACACUCUGCUGGCAACGGAAACUGACCCGUCGAAAGUCAGCGUGGGGAAAGGAUCGGUAACCAUGCGGACUACGGCAGGCUACGUGGAACCUCUGGAGACCGACGCUUCACUAAAUCUGGAUCCCCAACAACCGCCCAGCAAAGAUAGCGCUGAGUUGCCCAGUUCAGAGACAGAUGGUUGGAUGCCACCUUCGACUGGCGAACCUAAUGGAGAAGCUGCCCCCUCGUCACUGGCAGCCAAAGGAUUUCGCAGUGUGCGACCAAAUCUGCCAAGCGACCACAAGACACAGCCUCAGCCGCCUCCUGUCCCCCAACCCCCUCGGGAAGAGAGCUUUGCCUGGCGCCCCUCCAAUAAGGUUAAACUGUCAUACUUUGCUCCGGUCCCGAUUCUGGAUUACGUUCACAUUCGACCUGAGCCCAGCACCUGUAACGAGGAGCCUGCAUCCGUGCAUCCCGGCACCUCCCUGUACUCCAGCUUAAGUGGCGGGCUGCCGCUCUCCGUCCAGACUGUUCCUCGUGACAAAGCCCCAGUGCCGUGCUGGGCACCUCCACCAGGUGCCAGCCCAGAGCCUGCGGGCUGGUUUGGUGCCCCGCCCACUAGGCCCACCCCAGAGAGAAAGAUCAGCAAUCUGUACAUCGCACUGACCAGGCAAACACCUCCCCCUGCAUCCAGUGGUUCUCCCUGUCCGUUCUCCCAGGGCGUGGAAGCUUCGGCUCUGACAGUCCCAUUGCUCAUAAGCAGCACAGCCAGCUCUCCUCCGCCCCCUCUCCACAGACCCCUGCUUCAGGACUCCCCGCCCAGGGCUGGGCACAGCACUGCGCAGCCCAAACUCCCACAGGUAAACCCACCUCCAGAGCCACUCGGUGGAAGUUCAGCGCUGGAUCGGGAGAGGACGCCAGUGAUUGCUCUGAAACCAGCUGAGGUUCUUUCCACCACUCGAGGGAGACCCCCUCAAUGGGCAGACCAAGGCAGUGGGGAUGCACAGCCUAGAGUAAGCGAAGGAGUGGGAGUACACCCAGUUCUCUCCGCAUCCAGCAGGUUCUCGGCGUACCCAUCCACCACAUCUGUGAAUCCAACCAUAGUGCUGCUCCAGCACAAUCGAGCAGAACAACAGAAGCGACUGAACAGCCAGUCAGACUCUGUGCCAGAUAGAUUAAUUGAUCAGAACACAGCCGCCUUGACUGCAGAAGGAGCCCAUACUACUGUCAACGCCGGAGGGGCAAUGGACAGCAGGCGCCAGAAGGCUCCUCGGAUCCCCCACUCUUCCUUCAUUGCACCUGAGGAUCUCGGUAUCAAGAAUGUGGAGAGGCCAAAAGACUGGUACAAGACGAUGUUCAAGCAGAUCCACAAAGUCAACAAAGACACGCCCGAAGAAAACCCAUAUCGCCUUACCUACAGCUUCCCCGAGAUCCCUGAACGCCAGCACAAAGGAGAAGAGGAAAAUCCUUAUACACCCAGCUACGUGUUUCCCGAGACGACUCCCAGUCCUAAAUCGGAAGAAAAGGAGACUUACACUCCAACCUAUGUCUUCUCAGAGAUUGCUAAGAGAGAAAUUCUAGAAGAUGACGAACUAGAUGAUUACUCCUCACGGUAUCCUUACUCAGAAGAUGUGAAAAGCCAAACAUUUGUUCCUCGAUCCAAGAGUGCAAUGGAUACCUCUGACUCCGAGACCAUCGAGCGAAGAUCAGCCACCUUACCCCUACCAACCCGGUCAUCCUCGCUGAAACCACUCUCUGAGAGAAACAACUGGGGACCGCUAGACAAAAAGGUGGACACACGGCGGUAUCGGGCUGAGCCAAAGAGCAUUUUUGAUUAUGAACCAGGAAAGUCUUCAGUACUAGCUCAUGAGAAAACGAACUCUGAAGAAAGCGGUGGAAGAGACUCGACACAGCCACCCACAAAGGACAGCCCCUUGAGUGGCAAACGUGGUCGGGUGCAACACGAAAACCACCAGGAGGACUUGAGCAGAGAUAAUCGGGAUGUAAGUCCAGAAGAAAUAGAUUUAAAGAAUGAACCUUGGUAUAAAUUCUUUUCGGAACUGGAAUUCGGAAAACCGCCUCCAAAAAAGAUAUGGGAUUAUACGCCGGGGGAGUGUUCUAUCCUUUCUUUAGAGGACAGGAAGGAUCAGCUAGAGAAAGACCUGUCUCUCUACCAGGCUGAGCUAGACACAGAUUUAGAAAACAUGGAGAAGCUUUUUAGAAGCCAGGACUCCCGUCCGUGGAAGAGCACAUCACUGAAUUCAGCCUUAGAAAUUCCAUCCGAGCGUUCGACAUACUCGGCUUUUUCACCCAGUUACCACGCAGUGAGUCAGCUGUCGGAGGUGGGAACAGGGGAAUCUGUCACCCAGGACAACGAAAGGCAGAUCUACAAGACAGUUCUGGAAGGCGGAGAUAUUCCCCUCCAGGGACUUAGUGGAUUGAACAAGAGAACAUCCAGCUCCUCUUCAACCAAAGAAUCAGACUCACUGAGACUGUCCACUCCAAUUGAGCGCAUGGAGACCCCCGAGGAAAUCUGCCGUCGUCGUCAUGAGGAUAAGGAGAGACUGUUAGAAGAGCAGAGGCGGCUUAAACGAGAACAAGAGGAAGCUGAUAUUGCAGCCAGGAGGCACACAGGGAUCGCUCCUACACACCACCAGUUUAUCACUAAUGAGAGAUUUGGGGAUCUCCUUGACAUAGACGAGGCAGCAAGAAGGAGAUCAGGGUCAGAGAUGCUGCCGGCCAGAGCCAAGUUUGACUUCAAAGCCCAGACUCUGAAAGAGCUGCCUUUCCAGAAGGGAGACAUUGUCUACAUCUACAGGCAAAUCGAUCAGAACUGGUAUGAGGGGGAGCACCACGGCCGUGUGGGAAUCUUCCCCAGGUCGUACAUUGAGCUGCUUCCUCCUACGGAACGAGCUCAACCGAAAAAGGCCCCACCUCUUCAGGUGCUGGAAUAUGGGGAAGCUGUGGCCCGUUUCAAUUUCACAGGCGACACACAUGUGGAAAUGUCUUUUAGGAAGGGGGAGCGGAUCACUCUGGUGAGAAGAGUUGAUGAAAACUGGUUCGAAGGCAAAAUCUCAGGCACAAACCGGCAGGGUAUCUUCCCCGUCACGUAUGUGGAGGUGAUUAAAAGGCCCAGAGUGAAGAAUGCAGUCGACUAUCCAGACCCACCGGGCUCUUACUGUUCCAGCCGCAGCUCAACCAGUUCCCCACAGUUCUCUGGUAAUUCUGCUCGCCCUACACCAUCUCCUCCUCUCCCUCCUCCUCCUCCGUCUCACUACCGUAGAGUGGUGUCUCCAGAUUUACAAGCCGUCACCUCUGACUGGAUCUCGCUGACUGUAGGUGUGUCCCCGAGCCACACUCCCCUCACGACUCCACCGCUGCCUCCUCUUCCCGAAAGCCUCUCCUCUGACAGGAGCUACCUGCGCGACUCGAUGGGGGCGCACUCUUUGCUGCCGAGGAGCCCCGCCCACUGGAGCCUCGCCAGAGAAACAGCGCCCUACCCUGAACAAUCACCACAGCUCUCAGGCCGAUCUCCGCAACCUGCUCAAGGUAUUUGGGAGCAGGUUCGGAACACGCCCUCUCCAACCACCGGAGGUUAUACAUCGUCCUCUCCUUUCGCCUCACUUCUGGCACCCGGCUCAAGUCCAGUGAAUGUGGCCAGUCAUUUCACUGCUGCAAAGAGCGGGAGGGGCGAGAUGGAGGAUCUUCCGACUGUCCGAGUACAAAGUCCAGGCGGCCUCAACCUGGGCAGGCACCAGGAGGCAAAAGAGGAGAAGCUCCCCACCAUAGCUGCUGGGGAGUGGGCACUCUCCAAGGAGCUCCUAAGGAUUGUACAAGGGGAGAGCAGGCAGCCAGCAAAGCCGGUGGAGAAGCCUAACUCAAGAAGUGACAGUGGAACUGGAGGAAGGUUUUCCAGGAGUCCAGUGGUGUUUUCUGACUCUCCAGUUAACACCCUGAAUUCUUCUCUUGUGCCUCCCCACCAAUCAUUGCGAGGACCAGAUCUGACAGAGUCCGAAAAGAGCUACGUGGGGCAGCAACGAGGGAGCAGUCUUGAAUGGAGCCAAACUCCAACUACCUUAUUCCAGGCAUUAUAUAGCUACAUCCCACAGAACGAAGAUGAGCUGGAACUUCGGGAAGGUGAUGUUGUUGACGUGAUGGAGAAGUGUGAUGAUGGCUGGUUUGUUGGUACAUCUAGAAGAUCUCGGCAGUUUGGUACGUUUCCGGGUAACUACGUAAAGCCAUUAAAUUUGUAGAGCCAGGCUUCACAGUGAACUUUUGAUGAAACGACUCUCCAGUGACACUUGUGGAGGUUCUUUCAGCUGUUGAAUGAACUGAGCAACACAUCAGAGUCUGCAGCCUGGCAUAAACAUUCUGCUUACAGUAUAAAGUGUCUUUCCUUCACCGAACAAAAUUGGGAUGCACUGAGCAAGAGAGAAGGCAUGAGUUGUACGUGAGCUUAGGGUGUGCGAUUGCUGACUGUGGAUGUUCAUCGGCCGUGUGGGCUCAGCAGCAGGUGGGUUUGGGGAUCCCCUUCGCAAAGGGGAAGUCGAUCCCCGUGCUGAGUGAGAACCUGAUCUCCCUUCGUCCCUCCUGCCCACAGACUGAGUGUUACGGCCGCCAAGUUAACGGUUAGAGGUUCAGCGGGAAUUUGGAGGGGUGAGCAGCUGACUGUAUGAUGGGGAACGGUGUGGUUAGAAGAGGGUCUGGUAUUUACUGGGCUCUGACUUCACAAAUAAUGACAAUGAAAUGGAAAUUAGACCAGAACAGGUUACAAUCAAUAGUCUCCAUUUAAUGGCCCAAUGCAGUGUUUAUCCUCUGAUCACCAACAGUAACCUCUCCCUUUCCACUCUGUAAUUAUUUUGAAUUGCUUUAGUAAGAAACCUAACACACGUAAGUGACUGAGCCUCAUUCCCCAGCUAGGAAGAUGUCACCCCUUGCAACAAAUUACCACAGCUAAAUCUUUGGGCUGAUGCUUAGAUAGGAUGAGUUUCUUUAACAUAUCUGUUAAGUUGUUAACAGUCACUUUGAGCCGCAACAUUUCGUAAUACUUUCAGCUUCACAAUCUAUAAAUAAAAAAAUAUAUAUUUUUUAAAGAAAAAGCACACGUUUCCCCUCACCAAAGGGAAUUAACCAUUGCUGGCAUAAAGCUUUGUGUAAAUAUGUACAUUUGAUUUUUGUAUAAAAAAAUGUGUACUUAUCUUGUAUAGAAAAUAAUUUAACAAAAGGAAUUUAAAUGGUGGACUGAAAGCGGAGAAACACUCCACAGAGCUCUUUAAUUUUACUGUUUAUCUGAAAGAAAUGGAGCUCGGUACAGCAAACCCGAGGGAAAAGCUUGGCAAAACUUAGCCCAUGAAAACCAUAUGUUUAAAACAACACCAGCCACUGGGAAAUUUCCUUCUCAUCUUAUUUUAGGAAAUUCAACAGCAAAACCACUUUGCUUUUUCUUUAAAGUCCAGAAAUACAGCAGUAGAUCACUGGGACUACCGUAGCCCUGCUGUAUGUAAUCAAACACUAUCAUGCCUUAUAUUUACCAUAAUUUUGUGAGCUACAGGUCUUUAUAACCAGACAUCUUGUGUUGAGCUAUUUUUCUUUUUGCAGUGCUUCAUGAUCCGAUAAAAGAUAAGAGCCUUUAUUUACUGCUGUGGUUGCAAAAUGCAAUAUUUAAUAAACUUUAUUCAAGCCAAAUGUGCCUUAGUAUUUCUUAGAGUCUCUCAUGCUCAACUGCAUCAUGGAGGCAGUCGUUGGGAAGGCUGGGCCUGGGCUGUUGUUUAUCGCAAGUCCUUUCAUUUUCCCAAGUCCUGCUAAUGGUUUCCACUGAGUAUUUAGCAACUUCCCUUUCGAAAUACACGUUGGAUCUGUUUCUGCUGUCUUCCUGAAGCACUGCAUUCCACAUAACGAUUGCCACUUGAAGAUCACCCUCCUUCUUGCCAGUAGAUAUGGUAUCUUCCUGUUAGCACGAUUUAAACUGGUGUUCGAUUUGUGUAUGAAACUAUCCAUUUGGAUGGCACACAGUCAAAGUUUUUCCACUGUAUCUUAGUACAUUUGACAAUAGUAUACCAAUAACCACUUUCACCAGACCAAUCCUAACCUUGCCUUUUGCAAGCAUGAUGGAGGCACAAGAAAUCGUUGUUGCUGGAGUCUAGAGCAGCACAAGAUGCCGGAUUAACACCAUCUUGCCUGAUCCACUCAGUUCCUUCAGCAUCUUGCUCCAUUGUAUGCUGCUCCUCCAGGGUCCCAAGUUUUCCAAGAACAAUCCCAUCUUCUCCCGUCUCUAUGUGAUCAGUCCCUCAUUUCU
Messenger RNA from Mobula hypostoma (lesser devil ray), 7133 nucleotides. Its product is annotated as sorbin and SH3 domain-containing protein 1. Gene Ontology annotation, cellular component: nucleus; cell-substrate junction; cytoplasm. Lineage: Eukaryota; Metazoa; Chordata; Chondrichthyes; Myliobatiformes; Myliobatidae. The record is from RefSeq and is a predicted model, not a curated record. Bases 487 to 5091 code for a protein of 1534 amino acids. Gene Ontology annotation, molecular function: protein binding. The transcript is spliced from 37 exons. Gene Ontology annotation, biological process: cell-substrate adhesion.